This is a messenger RNA of Cercospora beticola, 1179 nucleotides long. RefSeq names its product DNA-directed RNA polymerase III subunit RPC25 (gene RPC25). The record is from RefSeq and is a predicted model, not a curated record. Gene Ontology annotation, cellular component: RNA polymerase III complex. Gene Ontology annotation, biological process: transcription initiation at RNA polymerase III promoter; DNA-templated transcription. NCBI's taxonomy places the organism in Eukaryota, Fungi, Ascomycota, Dothideomycetes, Mycosphaerellales, Mycosphaerellaceae.
CGCCGGAGCGUGCAGCGUACUAUUCCUCACGGGGUCGAACAGAACAAAGUCAACUCACCAUCAUGUUCACUCUGAUUACGCUUGCCGAUGUUGUGCAAAUACAUCCGAACGAAUUUCACAAGCCUAGCAUCCGCGCCAUUGAAGACUUCAUCAAUACGAAGUACGCAGACAAGGUCAUCCACAAAGUCGGCUUGUGCAUCGGUUUCCAUUCACUCUUAUCCGCCUCCGAAGGCCUGAUAGGGCACGGGACCGGUAUCGUCAACGUGAACGUUGACUUCCGACUCGUUGUUUUUCGCCCAUUCAAGGGUGAGAUCCUGCGAGCGACAAUCACUCAGUCCAGUCCGCAAGGCAUAUACCUUUCGCUGGAUUUCUACGAAGAUCUGCUCGUUCCGCCAGAGACGUUAUUCGAAGGAUCUACGUGGGAGAAGGAUGAGAAUGGCACAAUGGCCUUCGUGUGGCGGACCGAGGACGGUGAAGGAGGACAAAAUGAAUUCUUCUUCGACAGUGCAGAAAGUUGCAUGGUUCGAAUCGAAGAGGAGCAGUGGCAUGACGCUUCACCGGAUGCUUUGAGAAACUCUCAAGAAGAGGAAGAAAACACCAGCAGGAUUCCCCCAUAUCUUGUUAGGGGAAGCAUGAUGCAUUCAGGUCUGGGUCCGACAUUGUGGUGGAUGGGUGAAACUGGGGACGUUGGCGACGUCGCGAUGAACGGCACCUGAACCGAAAUCCCGAGUGCAGAAUGAAGACGAGGUUUUGAGAUGAAAGAUUUGAGGGUUGCUUCCACUGGAGAUGAGCGUGCAUGGAUUCGCGUGCAAACAACACCACUGGACGCGGCUAUGGCGUGUGCGCUGCAGUGUAAGAGAUGUGUUUGCAGGCGUAUCAGCAACCGGCCUGGUGAAAAGAUCCUCCAGGGUCGCAGAGUGCGUUGGCGCCAGCAGAUGGCUGCACAAGACUGGCCGCAAUCACUUCGCCAACACAGAGAGACAGUGUAGCCAACACCAUCAAAGCAGUCGAAGGGGCUAAGCGGGGGCUAGGAGGUAGGAGCACGACUUGAAAUCCCCCAAAUGCCGGAACAUGAGGAGUGAGCGGACAGUCGCGGAGUGAGCUUAAUAUGAUUAGAAUUGAACAGUAACCAUAUGCCAUGUAGUCCCCAUGUAUGAGCCUCCGUGGAGUGAACAGAAC